Molecule: messenger RNA, 12381 nt
Organism: Coregonus sp. 'balchen'
Lineage: Eukaryota; Metazoa; Chordata; Actinopteri; Salmoniformes; Salmonidae
Source: the annotation of a GenBank genome assembly
AUGAGUGUCAGGUGGGAGUCGGAGGGGCUACAGACUGUUGGGAUCGUCUGCCUUGUAUUAAUGUUCCUCAAACUGAUGCACCUACUGGGACUCAUCGACAUCACAGAGACCGGUGAGAGAGAGGGGGAUGGAGGGAGAGAGAGAGAAAGGGAGAGAGGGCAAGAGAGAGGGAGAUUGAGGGAGAGAGGAGAGGGAGAGGUUGGAUGAGGGAGAGGGAGAGAGAGAGGUUGGAUGGAUGGAGAGGGAGGGAGAGCGGGAGAGAGAGAGGUUGGAUGGAGGGAGAGGGAGGGAGAGAGGUUGGAGGGAGGAUAGAGGGAGAGAGGGCAACAAACUGCAUUUAUGAAGAUUCUGUCUAUUCCUCUCUUGUUCUCCCUAGCCAGUAUCUGUGUUCCACAAUGUCUGACUUGACUUGACCAUGUUCUCUGUUUUUUCCCUCCCUUUUCUCAUUGUCUCUCUAUACCUCUCUUUACUUCAUUUACUGUCUUUACAUCUCUCUAUAUCGUUCUUUCUCACACACACUCUCUCUGUUUUGUGUGUUAAAAGAUGGUAAGUAUGGAAACAGUAGAAAUCUCUUGGUUUUUAGAAACUGCACCUCCUUUUUGAUCUAUGUCUUGCUUUUCUUUCUCCCAGUCUUAGUGCUUUCUCUUACAGUGUUUGAAGGAGUAGGACUAAUACACCUCAAACAGUGUUAUAGUCAACAGUCUUAGUCAUGGCUAUAGUUGGAUUGAUUUUUUCACUAUUACUAAUCUGGCACCUGUUCACUCAAAUCGAAUCAGUGAAUACUAACAUAUAAAUGAGUUUCUUUGCAAAGAUCACACUAUAAAAGAAGGUACCUCCCUCUCUUCAUUUUUAUCUUGCUCUUUUGCACUUUUUUGCUAACUCUUUCUUGAUCUCACCCCUUAAAUGUGUUAUCCCUCCCUCUCCUCUCUUUACCCGCUUGCCAAUGCAAGUCAUCCAUAUAACAUCCCUCUGAUCUAUUAUCUGUUUGAGCUCCCAUCGCGUCUCUAGCUACUUUCCACCUCUCCCCUCUUAUCCCUCUCCUUCGUCUCUAAUCCACCUUCUCUGCUCAGUCUGCUCUCUACGGCUCUCUCUUCUCUUCUCUUUCUCUUCUCUCUCUCUCUCUAUCCUAUCUCUCUCUCUCUCUCUCUCUCUCUCUCUCUCUCUCUGCUCUCUCUCUCUUCUCUUAUUUCCCUCUGUCCCUAUCCCUUAGGGGGUUGUAUUUACAGACAGUAGUGAGAGUGAUUUGGAGCUAUCAACGGUUCGUCACCAGCCAGAAGGCUUGGACCAGCUGCAGGUUCAGACCAAGUUCACCAAGAAGGAGCUCCAGUCUCUAUACAGGGGCUACAAGAACGUACGUAGUGGAACAGAGAGAAUGGGGUGGGGAUGCUGCAGGACUGGGACUGUAGAGGUUGAGCUUGGAUCAUUAUUUGUGGGCAGUUUGGAGUUUUACAUGAGAAUGUUGAAUAAAUGUGAUGGAGUAGAUUUGAGUAUAUGUACUUUAACAAUAAUAGACACAUGGCUUUACCCUGUACACCCCUCCUUCCCUCCCUCCCUCCCUCCCUCGUUCUCCCCCCUCUCUCUCUCUCUGGUAGGAGUGUCCCAGUGGUUUGGUUGAUGAAGAGACGUUCAAGACCAUCUAUUCUCAGUUCUUUCCCCAAGGAGGUGAGAGGAGAGAGCUACUUUAUCUCCAUUGACUCUCUGUCUCAUUGUGCCUGGAAUAUGAUAAUAGUACACCUGACACUGACAGAUUUAUAUUAAGAAUACCAGGAAAAGCUUAUAGUUGCCGAUAAUUUUAAUGUCUUCCUACCCCCAACACUCUCCCCCUUCCCUCUCCCUCGUCUCCUCACCCCUCUCUCUUCCCUCUCUCCUUCUAUCCUACAGACGCCACCACCUAUGCACAUUUCCUGUUCAAUGCAUUUGAUAUGGACAGAAACGGCUCCAUUCGUUUUGAGGACUUUGUGAUCGGCCUGUCUGUUCUUCUGAGAGGGUCAGUCACAGAGAAACUCAACUGGGCCUUCAACUUGUACGACAUCAACAAGGACGGAUACAUCACUAAAGAGGUAAUCUGUGAUUGGCUACUAUAGAAACAUUGCAUAUCUAAAUGAUUGGCUAGCUUUAGAUACAUCACGGAAAACUACGACUCUCACUCUCUCUAUCGAUCUCUCUCAGGAGAUGCUGGCUAUUAUGAAGUCCAUCUAUGAUAUGAUGGGCAGGUACACCUACCCCAGUGUACGGGACGAGGCACCCUCUGAACACGUGGAUAAGUUCUUCCAGGUGCAUGCUGCGCUGUGCGCACAAACACACACACACACUUAAACACUGUUUACACACACACACCAAAAAAAAGCUGUUGUUCCCACUACACUUGCUCUCUUCCUCUUUCCUUACUUCCUUCCUUUCUGCCUCUCCCUUACCCCUACCUCCCUUUCUCCUUUCUUCAGAAAAUGGACAGAAACCGAGAUGGAGUGGUGACCAUUGAGGAGUUCAUUGAGACCUGUCAGAAGGUACCAAAGUUACAAAACAUACAUCAACAUUUCAGCACAUCUGUAUACCAGCUCAAUUUUGAAAUAAAUAAUAAAAGACAGAUGUUGUUAACAGUACUUGUAGUGGCUAUACUUAAGGCCUCCAUAACACCUUUAUGAUACCAGUUACCUUUAUGAGGUUUGCAGCAUCAUCAGUUACAAACCUUUUCACAUUUAACAAAUUUAUUCAACAUCAUUCAUAAGAAGUUUUCAAAAUAAAAGUCCCUUGAAAUGUAUCUUUUUUUAAAUCAUUGGAUUAUUUAACAGUGGACAUUUUUAUUUAUAAUGCCACAGUACCCAACCCUCUGACACACUGGUCACGUAACAGGCUGGAAGCAGGAUUAGCAGUUAGUGACUGUGUGCAUUGACUGUUUUGUAUCCUCUCUCGUGAUCUUUCAAUACGACAGGAUGCCACCUUGGAAUUAACCAAUAUUAUCUUAUUGAAUUAUACAUUUUCUGUUAGUGGGGUGACUAAGCAUAAUAAUCGUUGAGUUUGUGAUAAAAGCACAAAUUUGGCACAUAUUUAUAUUAAAUUGCCAGAAAAUACCGACCCUACUUUUACACUUCUUUACAGAGAGCUGCACUGGGGUCAGAACGCAAUCAUGGUUACAUUAAGACACCAUGGAGCUGGCGUGAGAUAUGGGUCGGAAAACAUACCUCAAUGCAGGGAUGGGAUAUGCUACUGUACUCCAAAUGUUAAUUCUAUCCACAUUGCUCCAUCGAGAAGAUUGAAAUACUGAUAGUUUUCCUGGAAAACUGCCCUUUUCAUCCUCAUGCUAGCUAGCCGUAGCCACCACAGCCAUUUUGGAAUGGCAGUGUCAGCCAUUCAGCUCCUUUGUUGUUCAACGCGACGUGCCAUUCCAUAAUGGCUGCUGUGGCUACUGCUAGCUAGUAUGAGGACGAAAAGGACAGUAUUUCAAUCUUCUCGAUGGAGCAGUGUGGAUAACUCUUUAGUAUUAUCCCAGUUUACCUAUUUGCUUAUGGUCUUGCCUAAGCCUAGCGAACAGUUUUUUAAAUUAUAUGAGAAAAAAAUAUUCCAUUUUAUUUUGAACGGCAAGCCAGACAAAAUUAAACGGGCCUAUUUAUAUAAUGAAUAUGAAUGAGGACAGAAAUUAUUAAAUAUUAAAGUAUUAGACCUAUCACUAAAAGCUUCAGUCAUACAAAAGUUAUACUUAAAUCCGAACUGGUUCUCUAGCAAAUUAGUAAGAUUGUGUCACCCAAUGUUCAAGAAUGGCCUUUUUCCCUUUAUUCAGAUUACAACCUCUCACUUUCAGUUAUUUGAAAAGGAAAUCAUCUCCCAAAUACCACUAUUUCUAAAACAAGCCAUAGAAAGUUGGUUGCAAUUUCAAUUUAAUCCUCCAGAAACGACAGAGCAAAUAAUGCAACAAAUAUUGUGGUUAAACUCAAAUAUUCUAAUUGACCAAAAACCUUUUUUUUUGACAAAAUGUUUUUAAAAGGUAUAAUCUUCGUAAAUGAUAUCAUCGGUAGAACUGGUGGAGUUAUGUCGCACAUGCAGCUAACAAAAACAUAUGGAAAUGUCUGCUCUACCCAAAAUUACAACCAAAUAAUUGCAGCCUUACCGCAAAAAUGGAAGAGGAAAGUGGAAGGGGGAGAAAGUAAGGAGCUUGUCUGUCGGCCUUGCAUUAAAGAACAUAAUUGGAAGGAAAACUGUGAUAAAUAAAAAAGUAUACCAGUUUCAUUUAAGGACCAUGUCACGAUUCUCUAAAGCAGAACCCAGAAGCAGACCAGGACAAGGUGAGUAGACAGAAGGGGAGUAUUUAUUUAACGACUCAAAUGUGGAAGCAGGAUAAUUCAGGAGACGGAGCGGGCAGCGGAGGUGAGUUGGUGGAAGUGAAUAGGCAGAUCCAAUGAUGUUACAGAACCCACCGACGACCAGGCAAGGGUGGAGUGAAUGUUCCGGGAGAAUAACUGUAGACAGAGUAAACGGAGGUAAGUACACGGCAAGCAAAAAGUACAAAACUAACUCUAGAAAACUUGAGGCUGAUACGCUGACACAACAUACUGUUCAUGGCUAACGAUCCGGCAGGGAAUGGAUGUCAGGUCAGAGCUUAUGAAGUGAAGAGGUGAUGAUCAGGACCAGGUGUGCAGAUAGCUGAAGAGAUGCAGGUGCGGGUAAUCGAGAGAUCUCCCGCCUAGCUUCGUCGCCCGGCAACCAGACAGGGUGCGUUCAGGAACCUUCAGGAAACAGACUCCAAGACAGAAAACAGGCAACUCAGGCAGAAACAGACUCAGGAAGCAGGAUUCAUGACAGACCAAAGGAUUGACAGCCAUCCCAUAUAGAUUGCAAAAUAGUUGGGAAGAGAUUUUUGACGUACCGAUCCCAUGGCAUAGUGUUUAUGAACUGAUACGCAAAACGACACCGGAUUCAAAACUUAGAAUCUUUCAAUUUAAAUUAUUAUAUAAAAUUCUUGCUACCAAUAGAAUGUAAUUUAUAUGGGGGAUACAAUCUUCCCAGCUCUGCAGAUUUUGCUGCGAAGAGACAGAAUCAUUAGAUCAUUUGUUUUGGUACUGUCCAUUUGUAGCUUGUUUUUGGACACAGGUCCAGGAAUGGCUAAAGGAUUGCAAUAUUUACCUGGAGCUAACCUUGCAGAUAUCAUUACUGCGUGAUCUGAAAAGUCAUAGUAAAUCGAUCAAUAAUAUAAUAAUACUUUUAGCAAAAAUGUUUAUUUUCAAUUCACAAUCUGUAGAAACAAUGAGAAAAGAAAGGUUCAGAAUUUUUGUAAAAUAUCACAGUACAGUUGAAAAAUAUAUGGCAAAUAGAAAUCCUACAGUAUAUGGAUGGUGUUAAGAGAUAGAUGGGAGGUGUUGAAUGGAGUUGAAGGAUGGGACUAAUAACAACUAACAACAAAUAAUAACAAGAUAACUAAUAAUGUAAGCAUACUGUGUCCAUAAUAAAUAAUAAGUAUAUAGGUUGUAGGUUGGGAGCUUUUGUGAAAUAGCACAGUUAGAAAGAUAUGCAUAUGUAGAUAUUAAGUAUAAGCUGGAAGUAGAGGCCUAAGCAUUGUUGUUCACUAGUUUACUCCAAGUAGGGAAAGGGUGGUGGGGUUGGAAAGUAAUAAAGGGGAAUAUAUAUUUUUAAAAGAUAUGUACAGUGAGGGAAAAAUGUAUUUGAUCCCCUGCUGAUUUUGUACGUUUGCCCACUGACAAAGAAAUUAUCAGUCUAUAAUUUUAAUGGUAGGUUUAUUUGAACAGUGAGAGACAGAAUAACAACAAAAAAAUCCAGAAAAACGCAUGUCAAAUAUGUUAUAAAUUGAUUUGCAUUUUAAUGAGGGAAAUAAGUAUUUGACCCCUCUGCAAAACAUGACUUAGUACUUGGUGGCAAAACCCUUGUUGGCAAUCACAGAGGUCAGACGUUUCUUGUAGUUGGCCACCAGGUUUGCGCACAUCUCAGGAGGGAUUUUGUCCCACUCCUCUUUGCAGAUCUUCUCCAAGUCAUUAAGGUUUUGAGGCUGACGUUUGGCAACUCGAACCUUCAGCUCCCUCCACACAUUUUCUAUGGGAUUAAGGUCUGGAGUCUGGCUAGGCCACUCCAGGACCUUAAUGUGCUGCUUCUUGAUCCACUCCUUUGUUGCCUUGGCCGUGUGUUUUGGGUCAUUAUCAUGCUGGAAUACCCAUCCACGACCCAUUUUCAAUGCCCUGGCUGAGGGAAGGAGGUUCUCACCCAAGAUUUGACGGUACUUGGCCCCGUCCAUCGUCCCUUUGAUGCGAUGAAGUUGUCCUGUCCCCUUAGCAGAAAAACACCCCCAAAGCAUAAUGUUUCCACCUCCAUGUUUGACGGUGGGGAUGGUGUUCUUGGGGUCAUAGGCAGCAUUCCUCCUCCUCCAAACACGGCGAGUUGAGUUGAUGCCAAAGAGCUUGAUUUUGGUCUCAUCUGACCACAACACUUUCACCCAGUUCUCCUCUGAAUCAUUCAGAUGUUCAUUGGCAUACUUCAGACGGGCAUGUAUAUGUGCUUUCUUGAGCAGGGGGACCUUGCGGGCGCUGCAGCAUUUCAGUCCUUCACGGCGUAGUGUGUUACCAAUUGUUUUCUUGGUGACUAUGGUCCCAGCUGCCUUGAGAUCAUUGACAAGAUCCUCCCGUGUAGUUCUGGGCUGAUUCCUCACCGUUCUCAUGAUCAUUGCAACUCUACGAGGUGAGAUCUUGCAUGGAGCCCCAGGCCGAGGGAGAUUGACAGUUAUUUUGUGUUUCUUCCAUUUGCGAAUAAUUGCACCAACUGUUGUCACCUUCUCACCAAGCUGCUUGGCGAUGGUCUUGUAGCCCAUUCCAGCCUUGUGUAGGUCUACAAUAUUGUCCCUGACAUCCUUGGAGAGCUCUUUGGUCUUGGCCAUGGUGGAGAGUUUGGAAUCUGAUUGAUUGAUUGCUUCUGUGGACAGGUGUCUUUUAUACAGGUAACAAGCUGAGAUUAGGAGCACUCCCUUUAAGAGUGUGCUCCUAAUCUCAGCUCGUUACCUGUAUAAAAGACACAUGGAAGCCAGAAAUCUUAUUGAUUGAGAGGGGCUCAAAUACCUAUUUCCCUCAUUAAAAUGCAAAUCAAUUUAUAACAUUUAUGACAUGCGUUUUUUUGAUUUUUUUGUUGUUAUUCUGUCUCUCACUGUUCAAAUAAACCUACCAUUAAAAGUAUAGACUGAUCAUUUCUUUGUCAGUGGGCAAACGUACAAAAUCAGCAAGGGAUCAAAUACUUUUUUCCCUCACUGUAUGUGUAUGUAUGUAUGUAUGUGUGUAUAUGUGUAUGUGUAUGUAUAUAUAUAUAUAUAUUUCCUACUUACAAAGCAUGUAGAGGUCUGUAAUUUUUAUCAUACGUACACUUCAACUGUGAGAGACAACAAAAAUCCAGAAAAUCACAUUGUAUGAUUUUUAAGUAAUUAAUUUGCAUUUUCUUGCAUGACAUAAGUAUUUGAUCACCUACCAACCAGUAAGAAUUCCGGCUCUCACCGACCUGUUAGUUUUUCUUUAAGAAGCCCUCCUGUUCUCCAUUCAUUACCUGUAUUAACUGCACCUGUUUGAACUCGUUACCUGUAUAAAAGACACCUGUCCACACACUCAAUCAAACAGACUUGUCACGGAUUCAGCCGAGGCUGCUCCUCCUCCUUGCUCGGGCAGGCUUCGGCGUUCGUCGUCCCAGGAGUACUAGCUGCUGCCGAUCGAUGUUUCGGUGUUUGUCUUGUUUGGUCUUUAUUGUUUACACCUGUUUCCCAUUAUGUUUUAUUGUGUUCCCUUUAUAACCCUCUGUUUCUCAUUGUGUAUUGUGCGUUAUUGUUUUGGUCUUUGCGGCAGUUGCCAUUGUGUGCGGGUCUUGUUAUUUCCCUCGCUGUUUGAGGUUGCCAGUGUACUUUGUAUUUUUGCACUGAAUCCAGUAAAGUUUCUGCCAGUAGCUCGGUGUCCUGCUCUUGACUUUGCCUACCGCAUACACGUCGCUGUGACAAGACUCCAACCUCUCCUCAAUGGCCAAGACCAGAGAGCUGUGUAAGGACAUCAGGGAUAAAAUUGUAGACUUGCACAAGGCUGGGAUGGGCUACAGGACAAUAGGCAAGCAGCUUGGUGAGAAGGCAACAACUGUUGGCGCAAUUAUGAGAAAAUGGAAGAAGUUCAAGAUGACGGUCAAUCACCCUCGGUCUGGGGCUCCAUGCAAGAUCUCACCUUGUGAGGCAUCAAUGAUCAUGAGGAAGGUGAGGGAUCAGCCCAGAACUACACGGCAGGACCUGGUCAAUGACCUGAAGAGAGCUGUGACCACAGUCUCAAAGAAAACCAUUAGUAACACACUAUGCCGUCAUGGAUUAAAAUCCUGCAGCGCACGCAAGGUCCCCCUGCUCAAGCCAGCGCAUGUCCAGGCCCAUCUGAAGUUUGCCAAUGACCAUCUGGAUGAUCCAGAGGAGGAAUGGGAGAAGGUCAUGUGGUCUGAUGAGACAAAAAUAGAGCUUUUUGGUCUAAACUCCACUCGCCGUGUUUGGAGGAAGAAGAAGGAUGAGUACAACCCCAAGAACACUAUCCCAACCGUGAAGCAUGGAGGUGGGAAACAUCAUUCUUUGGGGAUGCUUUUCUGCAAAGGGGACAGGACGACUGCACCGUAUUGAGGGGAGGAUGGAUGGGGCCAUGUAUCGCGAGAUCUUGGCCAACAACCUCCUUCCCUCAGUAAGAGCAUUGAAGAUGGGUUGUGGCUGGGUCUUCCAGCAUGACAACGACCCGAAACACACAGCCAGGGCAACUAAGGAGUGGCUCCGUAAGAAGCAUCUCAAGGUCCUGGAGUGGCCUAGCCAGUCUCCAGACCUGAACCCAAUAGAAAAUCUUUGGAGGGAGCUGAAAGUCCGUAUUGCCCAGCGACAGCCCUGAAACCUGAAGGAUCUGGAGAAGGUCUGUAUGGAGGAGUGGGCCAAAAUCCCUGCUGCAGUGUGUGCAAACCUGGUCAAGACCUACAGGAAACGUAUGAUCUCUGUAAUUGCAAACAAAGGUUUCUGUACCAAAUAUUAAGUUCUGCUUUUCUGAUGUAUCAAAUACUUAUGUCAUGCAAUAAAUUGCAAAUUAAUUACUUAAAAAUCAUACAAUGUGAUUUUCUGGAUUUUUGUUUUAGAUUCCGUCUCCCACAGUUGAAGUGUACCUAUGAUAAAAAUUACAGACCUCUACAUGCUUUGUAAGUAGGAAAACCUGCAAAAUCGGCAGUGUAUCAAAUACUUGUUCUCCCCACUGUAUAUAUAUAUAUAUAUAUAUAUAUAUAUAUAUAUAUAUAUAUAAACAUGGUGGAUUGGAAGUGAUGCAGACAAUUACAUUGAUGGAAGUUACAAUCUAUCUGCAAUAUUAAGCUGAUCUACCCCCUUAAAAAAAAAAAUAAAAAAAAAAUUGUGGAGUACAGUUACAUAUCCAAUCCCUGCAUUGAGGUACGUUUUCCAACCCCCAACAUCUUGCGCCGGCUCCACGGUGUCUUAAUGUAACCAUGAUUACAUUCCAACCCCAGUGCAGCUCAGUGUAAGAACAAUGAAUCUUAGACCCUUUUAUAAGCAUCUGAGUUGUUUGGAUUCAAAACCUAAGUUAACUGUGAACAUUAACUCUGUAACCCAUGAAAGUUACAACAGAUGUGGUUACUAAAACAGAAGGUAUUUCUGUUCCGAUUUCAGAUUUGAAUAGCAGAGAAGCAGAAUAAUAUUUCACAUGAUCUAAGUUUUUGUCUAACUUGUUGAGAAAGUAGUGAAAGUAGCUGAUUUAUGUCAAAAGUGGUUUACUGUGAAUAGAAUGUUGGAAGUCUGUGAGUUUUUAACAAUGGGACCUUUAGAAUGUUGAAGAAAUAGCAUUAAAGUGGAUGAGAUUUUUUGGGGGGAGGACAAAAAACGUAAUAGUUUAUAAGUAUUAUUGUUAUCAAAAAGUUGACUAGUCUACACAUUUUAAAGUUUCAAUGGCGUUUCUAGCAUAAACGGUGUACGAAAAAUAGCAUUUAAAAGAAUAAUAAAAAUACAAUAUUUUACAAUAUUUCAAGUAUAUUUACAAUAUUUAAAGUGAGACUUUUGCUGUCGCAAGUCACAUUAUUACAAUAUUCUACAAACUCCCAGAUUUAAAAAAAAAAAAAGUGUUUUCCAGGGUUGUGAUCAAUUCCAUUUUAAUUCCAGGAAGUACCCUGUCAUUCCAAUUUAAAUUCUCUUCAAUGCUUUUCAAUUAGGAACAUUUGGAAUUUGGAAUUGGAAUUUGGUUUACUUUCUAAAUUGACUUGAAUUUAAAUGGAAUUGACCCCAACUCUGUUAUUUUCUAAAUGUCAGAUUGUUUUGAUAAGAUGUCACUAGGGUCAGACUGGGACCCUGGAGAACCAUGUUAACAAGAGAAAGCAGUAGGGGUGACACUGUUUUUUCUUGUCAUCUCUCUCUGGGAACCCAGAGGGGAAUCUAAUCAAAUCUUAGUGGAAUCAGUAGUGGUAAGAAAAUAUGUGGCUAAACACUGGUCGCCAUUCGCUGUGAAUAAACUAACGCUCCCUUCCUCUCAAUGCAUUUUUCCGCAAUAGGUGGGUAAAUGCUUGCACAAAUAAAACAGGUGUGUGAACGGUGUUUAUGUGGGUUUACCCUCCACUACACCACUGAUCAGAACAUCCCCUCCCUUGAUUUGGGCCCACAUAAUUAUUUUAUUUUUUACCAAUCCUGGAAGGUGCAGCUUGGCAUGAACCUUGAUUCAGGAGUUAACAACACACAACUGACAGGAACGACUCCUGGGUCACAGAUUUUAACCCAGGAGUCAUACUGGAAGCAAUGACUUGACCCAGGAGUUGGACUGGAAGCAAUGACUUGACCCAGGAGUCAUUAUUGUCAGUCAUGUGCUGUUUACUCCUGUUGUUGGUAAUGCCAAGCUACUCUUUCCUGGAUGUGUUUAUUUGUUUAUUUUAUUCACCCUUUAAUUUGUAAGAUGAGUGCCAUGACCCCGAGGGGCAAUAUCUGUGAUGGCCCGAUAUCUAAAUAUUUUCAGGACACAUAAAUAUACCUCUCUGCCAAAUGUUGUGCUUUUAUCACAAAAUGAACGAUCAUUAUGGAAAUAUCAGCUUAGCCACCCUAUUAUAUGUAAUAAUAAAUAAUAUAUAUGUGACGAUAUCCAAGAGAUGCAUCCAAGGGGGCUGUAGGAAGCCCAGCAGCUAAGGAGUUGGACCUGUAACCGAAAGGUCACCAGUUUGAUUUUUUUAUUUUAUUAUUAUUGUCACAUACACCGGGAGCUGGAAUAAGGGGGGAACUGAUCUGGUAACUGUUCAGUUCCUGACAACAAUUCCCUUCCGUUGGGCCCUUGAGCAAGGCCCUUAAACCCACAACAUACUCUCCAUCCAAGGGCGCUGCACUACGUGUGUGUGUGCGGGAUGUGUGCUAUCUGGGAGAGUUGAGGAAUGAGAGCAGAAGACACAUUUAUGUUGUUCUCUGUAACAUGGACAAUAAAGGCCUGGAACCAAUGUCAAGUUAGGCCUACAGUGUGUUUUCUGUCAAGAUACGCCCAAAACAUGUAUUCUUAGGAUAACACUUAGGGGGUUGGGUACUGUGGCUGUGAACAUACACAUUUGUGUUGUACAAUGGAUAAAUAAAUAACUAUUUCAGUGUUACUGAUAACUUUUAGUUAUGUAAUGAAAAUGAACUUUUAUUUUGAAAACUCCUUAUGAAUGAUAUUGAAUAAUGUGUUAUGAAGGUUGUUAUGAAUCAUACUGCAAUACUCAUGAAGGUGUUAUUACUGGUUUCAUAAAGGUGUUGUGAAUGUCUUAUGAAUAACACCUCCAAGUAAAGUGUUAUGUAGAUGUAAGUGGGAGAUUUGCUGGAGGUUUUAGUUUAUAGACUAAUAAUCCAAGUGAGAAAAAGAAACAGCCUCAUGACUUUCGCGCAAUGUUCUUUUCUGUAUGUUUAUUUUCCAGGAUGAGAACAUAAUGAACUCCAUGCAGCUUUUUGAGAACGUGCUCUAGAGCCCAGCAGAACGUUCUACGCCAUUCCACCAACGUCCGAUCCUGUACUUCUGUCUAGACACAACCCCUGUCCAAUCCCAAGACACCCACUUACACACACACACACACACCCUAAAUCUAGUGCAGUAUGUAUAGGAUUAGCUAAUCCACAGAUAUGUACAUGUGUAGAAACUAGUUCCUUUACUGCUGCACUAGUCUCAACCUGCCACUGCUUCUGGACUAAAGAGAACACUAGAGAAAGAGAAGAGAAGAGACGAGACGAGACGAGACGAGACGAGACGAGACGAGACGAGACGAGACGAGACGAGACGAGACGAGACGAGACGAGACGAGACGAGAACUACUGGGACCUCUGCUACUUUAAAGCUUCUCAGCCUCCCAAAGAAAAGAGAAAGAAGGACCAAACUGCUCAACACUGCUGAUCCUAUGAGCUUCUAG